Messenger RNA from Hibiscus syriacus, 369 nucleotides. RefSeq names its product SUMO-conjugating enzyme UBC9-like. Gene Ontology annotation, biological process: protein polyubiquitination. The transcript has 4 exons. The record is from RefSeq and is a predicted model, not a curated record. Gene Ontology annotation, molecular function: ubiquitin conjugating enzyme activity. Gene Ontology annotation, cellular component: nucleus. The coding region runs from base 16 to 354 and encodes 112 amino acids. NCBI's taxonomy places the organism in Eukaryota, Viridiplantae, Streptophyta, Magnoliopsida, Malvales, Malvaceae.
UUCUAUUCGAGCGUCAUGGCUUCAAAGCGGAUUUUGAAGGAACUCAGGGAUUUGCAGAAAGAUCCACCCACUUCUUGCAGUGUUGGUCCUGUAGCUCAAGACAUGUUUCAUUGGCAAGCAACAAUCGUGGGCCCUUCCGAUAGCCCUUAUGCUGGAGGUGUAUUUUUAGUUACGAUUCAUUUUCCUCCGGACUACUCUUUCAAGCCUCCUAAGGUUGCAUUUAGAACCAAGGUCUUCCAUCCAAACAUCAACAGCAACGAGAGCAUUUGUCUUGAUAUCCUAAAAGAACAAUGGAGCCCUGCACUAACCAUUUCCAAGUCUUUUUUUAACAGGUUGUUUCUAAAUGACGUGUAACGGCAUGGAUUCGAG